AUGCCACCAAUUCGCAAUAAAAACCGGAAAAAUUUAGAUGAGCAAGAGGGACGAAUCUUAUUAGCAAUUUCCGAUUUACAGAAUGGCCGAAUUCAACGUGUAGCUCAAGCUGCAAGGAUUUACGAGAUCCCCCGGACAACUUUACAAGAUAGACUCAAUGGUAUUCAACAAAGAUCUCUCGUACGCGCCAACAGCCAUAAAUUGACUCAAUAUGAAGAGGAAUCGCUUGUCAAAUGGGUGCUUGAUUUAGAUCGACGUGGAUUACCCCCCCGGCAUUCUCUUGUACGAGAAAUGGCUAAUUAUAUACUUUCACAACAUGGCAAACCACAAGUUGGAAAAAAUUGGAUAACUAAACUGAUUAAACGCCGUCCAGAGAUCGAUUCCAAAUUCGCAAGGAAAUACAACUACGAACGUGCUAAAUGCGAAGAUCCAAAGAUAAUACAAGAACAUUUUGAUCGCGUACAAGCUGCUAUAUCUGAGUACGGCAUCUUACCGGAAGAUAUAUUCAACUUUGAUGAGACUGGCUUUGCUAUGGGACUCUGUGCAACUGCAAAGGUUAUUACUGGAAGCGAUCGAUAUGCUCAGCCGAAGCUUUUACAGCCUGGAAAUCGAGAAUGGGUGACUGCAAUUGAGGCAACAAAUUCAACUGGAUGGGCUGUGCCUUCGUACGUGGUUUUCAAAGCAAAGAAAAACGUACGAGAAGGCUGGUUUGAUGAUCUUCCAGAUGAUUGGCGAAUCAAUAUUAGCGAUAAUGGCUGGACUACAGAUCAGAUAGGAUUAGAAUGGCUUAAAACCCAUUUUAUUCCCUAUAUUAAUGGUCGUACGGUUGGAAAAUAUCGAAUGUUGAUUCUUGAUGGCCAUGGAAGCCAUUUGACACCAGAAUUUGACCAUAUAUGUACUGAGAAUAAUAUUAUUCCAGUCUGUAUGCCACCUCAUUCUUCGCAUCUCUUACAGCCUCUUGAUGUUGGCUGUUUUGCUGUUUUAAAGCGACAUUAUGGGCAGCUUGUUGAGCAACGAAUGAGGCUUGGUUUCAAUCAUAUUGAUAAAAUGGACUUCUUAACAGCAUUUCCACAGGCUCGUACAGUGGCAUAUAAAGCUCAAACUAUUCGGAAUAGCUUCGCAGCCACUGGAUUAGUGCCUUUCAAUCCAGAUCGAGUUAUACAACAGCUUAAUAUUCGAUUGAAGACACCAACCCCCCCUCCAAGUCGAUCAAGCAAUACAGCAUCAUCCUGCUUACAAACACCUCAAAAUAUACGCCAAUUUAUACGCCAGUCGACUACAAUCAAUAAACGUAUAAAUGAGCGUACAGAAAGCAACCAAAAUCAAGAAAUCAAUCAGGCAGUUGUACGGUUGUCAAAAGCCUACGAAAUGAUAGCGAAUGAUGUUUUACUCGUACGGAAAGAGAACUACGAUUUACGAGCUGCACAUGAGAAAGAGAAGCAAAAGCGCCAAAAAUCUAAAAAGCAAAUAUCUAUUGAGCAAGGGGUUACUAAAGAAGAAGUGCAAGCGCUCGUACAAGGUCAGGUUGAGGCAUCCCAUGCUGUUACUACUACUACUCCGGCUGAGCCGGAGCUCCCAGCUUCUCAAGCAGUCGUACGCCGCCAAUAUCGCUGCAGUGAAUUAACCAAUGCCCUAGUCGUAUUAGUAGUUAGAUUUUUGUAUAUAAUUUUGGUGCCGCUUCGGUGGAGCUAUGGAGUCGACGUUUUUAUUCAGGCAUACGCCCCACCGGCUGUAAUCGCCGAAUCCAAUCACAAGAUCUUGAUCACAUCUCUCCUGCGAAUCGUCUACCGAACUAGUCAGCUUCGCCUUUUUUUUUUUCAGUUUUUCUUGCCUCGUUUACCUUGUUUCGGGCACUCUAUAUCCGCUGCGUACUUCCGCAUAAAUUUGGGAUCUACCCAGCAAGCGACAUUAUUUGUCUGGGUUCAGGCAGGUACCUUUGUUCGGCUGUCAAUAUACCACGCCACGAUGCAAUCGCUAUUGCAAUAUCGCCGUUUCGGGAAGGCUCUCGAGGCACAACUGGGUCGCAGCAGAGAUAAGAUUUCACACUUACACCCGCAGCGACUGGACGUGAUUGAAACUGGAGAAAGGUUCGACACGGAAGAGAAGGACCUGGAAAGAGGUCGAGGAGGCAGUGAAGAAGCCGUCUCCCACGUUUACAACGCCGAGUCUCGAGCCAACCAACGGGAAGAAACUGAGACCCCUGGCUCGAUAUAUUCCUCUCCCCCGAGAUCAGAGCACGAGAGCACAGAUGCUGCCGAUCGUAUCACCAAAGAUAACAUUGAGCGUGCAGCUUUGCCAGAUGAUAUGGACCUAAAUGACCUUCGCGUCGUGCCUACGCACACUACAGUCGGAACAACACUUGGACGCGCAAUAACCGGUAUCGAAAUCCGUCCACGGACGACGAUAGAAGGUGGUCCAGAGUUUGGCAAGGUGUUUGUCGUUUCUUGGGAGUCGGAUACAGACCCUAUAAACCCAUACAACUGGGGAGUUACCAAACGGAUUGUAUGUACCUUCAUUAUAUCCUUGAUUGGAGGUAUUGUUGGAUUCGCCUCUGCAAUCGACUCGGCAAUUAUCCCGCAGGCCGCUGCUGAAUUCGGUGUCAGUGAGAUUAUAGAAGCGCUCGCAACAGGUCUUUUCAUGAUUGGGUUCGGGUUCGGAGCCCUCGUGGCCGGUCCAUUCUCAGAAACCUUGGGGCGGAAUCCUGUAUACAUUGUCACAAUGGCUUUGUACAUGGGCUUUUUGGUUGGUGCAGGAGCAUCCCCCAAUAUUGGUUCUCAACUUACCUGUCGAUUCUUUGCCGGUUUAUUUGGUGCCACGCCUCUGGUUUGUGCUGGUGGUUCCCUAUCGGAUAUCUGGACGCCAGAGGAACGAGUCUUUGCGUUUCCACUCUUUGCUUGUUCUGCAUUCCUGGGACCAUUGCUGGCUCCCCUUGUUGGAGAUUGGAUUGGCCAAAGCUCGAGUGUCAGUUGGCGAUGGGCCGAGUGGGUGACUUUGAUUGCUUCUGGUGUUGUUCUCAUUAUUGUUGUCCUCGUUCAGCCUGAGACCUAUGCUCCUAUACUUCUUGGAUGGAAAGCAAAGCAGCUUCGUCAAAUAACUGGCGACAAACGCUACCGCGGAGCCAUUGAGAUUCGCAAAACGCCGCUAAUUGUCCGUCUUGGAAGAGCCAUGUACCGCCCUUUCUUGAUGUUUAUCCAAGAACCAAUUCUCGUUCUCUUUGGAUUAUACUUGACAAUGGUAUACAUUGUGCUUUUCACUUUCCUGACCGGAUACACUUACAUCUUCACCGAGAUAUAUGGGCUCUCGCAGGGGUUGACGGGAGUUUGUUUCGUUGGCCAGAUAGUUGGUAUUCUUUCUUGCGCCCUUUUUAUUCCAUUAAACAUGCAUCUCCGUAAAAGAGACAUUGCACGUGCGAGAGCUCUCGGCCCAGAUAUCAAGGUAGCCCCUGAAUCGCGUCUAUAUUGGGCGAUGAUUGGUGGUCCAGCAGUACCAGUCAGUCUGUUCUGGAUGGGCUGGACUGCUCGUCCGGAUAUUUCCAUCUGGUCUCCUCUGCUGGCAUCGGUGUUUUUCGGUUUUGGCAUUCUGUGUGUUUUCAUGACCACGUACCAGUAUCUAAUGGAUACGUACGAGAUCUAUGCGGCUAGUGCGUUGGCAAGUGUCACCCUCAUUCGAUACACUACUUCCGGCGCAUUUGUCGCGAUUUCGAUUCCAUUCUAUGAGAACAUGGGUGUCGCUCAUACGUUGACUAUUCUCGGCAGUUUGAGCGGAGUCUUGGUCAUUAUUCCAUAUGCAUUCUAUCGAUAUGGGCCAGCUAUCAGAAGGAGGAGUAAAUUCGUGCCGGAGUGA
Molecule: messenger RNA, 3843 nt
Organism: Talaromyces stipitatus ATCC 10500
Lineage: Eukaryota; Fungi; Ascomycota; Eurotiomycetes; Eurotiales; Trichocomaceae
Exons: 7
Coding region: 1-3843 (1280 amino acids)
Biological process (GO): transmembrane transport
Molecular function (GO): transmembrane transporter activity; DNA binding
Source: RefSeq, a predicted model, not a curated record